AUGCAGAAGUGGGGACUGUGGGCUGUGGCCUUCCUGGCCCUCCUGUCUGCACGGGCCUUUCCACACACCGACAUCAGUAUCCACUCAGCCCUGUCAGAGGGACCCCAGAUGUCCUUGAUGUGCCCCCUGUUCUGGACAGAGUUCAAAGGUCACUGCUACAGAUUCUUCCCCAUCAACAGGACCUGGGCGGAGGCCGACCUACACUGCUCUCAGUUCACUGUGGGUAGGAAAUCUGCCAAGCUGGCCUCCAUUCACAGCUGGGAGGAGAACGUCUUUGUGUAUGACCUGGUGAACAGCUGUGCUCCUGACAUCCCAGCUGACAUCUGGACAGGCCUUCAUGACCACAGGCAGGAGGGGCAGUUUGAAUGGACAGAUGGGUCUCCUUAUGACUACAGUUACUGGGACAGGAGCCAGCCUGGUGAUGGCAUCCAUACAGACCCAGAAGAAGACUGUGUGCAGAUGUGGUACCGGCCCAGUAGCGCACUGAGGUCCUGGAAUGAUAACGCCUGCUACAGGAAGUUCCCCUUUGUCUGCAAGAUCCCAUCUCUGAGCAUUCACUGAUGCACUCCUGUUCCCCGCGUGGGUGUAAACUCAGCACCAAGAUGCCCUGCAGCGGGGUCUAGAGCAGAGCUCACGCUAAGCAAAUGUAAACACACAUAGAAGGAAAGUCCUCCAGGCAGAGAUUCUCAACAAGCUGGUCUUAAUUAUUCAGUGGCCAAGAGACAGCAGAUCAACGCACACAGGUUCCAGCAUCCUGGAUUGAACUGAAUGUUGCCAUCCUGGUCAGGUCUCCAGUUCAUGUUUGAAGUGGUCACUUAGACACAGGUUGACUGGUUAGCACUGAUGUGAUGUGCAUCACUGAGGCAGAGUGGAAUGGGAGUUAAGACCUUCUGUGGGGACCUGAGUAAUUAUAAUCAGCUGUUGG
Molecule: messenger RNA, 925 nt
Organism: Onychomys torridus (southern grasshopper mouse)
Lineage: Eukaryota; Metazoa; Chordata; Mammalia; Rodentia; Cricetidae
Gene: Clec19a
Product: C-type lectin domain containing 19A
Exons: 5
Coding region: 1-561 (186 amino acids)
Molecular function (GO): signaling receptor activity
Source: RefSeq, a predicted model, not a curated record